AUGGGCUUCCUGUGGACGGGCUCCUGGGUCGUGGUGCUGGUGCUCCACAGCAGCCCGCUGCGCGCUUUCCCCAAGCCCGGAGACAGCCCAGACAAACCUCUACACAAUAGAGAACUGAGUGCAGAAAGACCUUUGAAUGAACAGAUUGCUGAAGCAGAGGCAGACAAGAUUAAAAAAACAUAUUCCCCAGAAAACAAACCAGGUGAAAGCAAUUUUUCCUUUGUUGAAAACUUGAACCUGUUAAAGGCAAUUGCAGAAAAGGGAAAAAAUGAGAAAGGUAGUCAGUCCAUGAGAAGCACCCCAAGUAAUAACCAAUUGAACACAGAAGAUACUGAUUCAACCAAAAUUCGAAGACUGAUCGAUGAUUAUGAUUCUACUAAGAGUGGAAUGGAUCACAAAAUUCAAGAUGACCCAGAUGGCCUUCAUCAGCUAGAUGGAACGCCUUUAACUGCUGAAGACAUUGUCCAGAAAAUUGCUACCAGGAUUUAUGAGGAAAAUGAUAGAGGUGUGUUUGACAAGAUUGUUUCUAAACUGCUGAAUCUUGGCCUAAUUACAGAAAGCCAGGCUAAGAUACUUGAAGAUGAAGUAGCAGAAGUUUUACAAAAAUUAAUCUCGAAGGAAGCCAGCAAGUAUGAAAAGGAAAUCAGUAAACCUACAAGCAGGACUGAGAGUCAAACUGUAAAAGUAACAGGCAAAAUGACUUCAGUGGCAGCCAUUCAAGGAGGUUUUACUAAUCGAGAAAAUGAUGAGACGGUCUCAAACACUUUGACCUUGACCAGUGGAGUACAAAGGAGAACGAAAACUAAAACCUAUGAUGAAGAUACUUUUGAAGAACUUCAGUAUUUCCCAAACUUCUAUAAACUGCUAAAAAGUAUUGAUUCAGAAAAAGAGGCAAAAGAGAAAGAAACUCUGAUUACCAUCAUGAAAACAUUGAUUGAUUUUGUGAAGAUGAUGGUCAAAUAUGGCACCAUAUCUCCAGAAGAAGGAGUUUCCUACCUGGAAAACUUGGAUGAAACUAUUGCUCUUCAGACCAAAAACAAGCUAGAAAAGAACAUCACUGACAGUAAAAGCAAGUUUUUCCCAGCUCCUUCAGAGAAGAGUCACGAGGAAACAGACAGCACCAAGGAAGAAGCGGCUAAGAUGGAAAAGGAGUAUGUUACCUUGAAGGAUUCCACAAAAGUUAACUCCAAUGCAAGAGGGAAGACAAGCAUGCCAAAAGGGAAAACAGAAGCCUAUUUGGAAGCCAUCAAGAAAAAUAUUGAAUGGUUGAAAAAACACAAUAAAAAGGAAAAUAAGGAAGGUUAUGACCUUUCUAAAAUGAGGGACUUCAUCAACCAACAAGCGGAUAUCUAUGUGGAGAAAGGCAUUCUGGAUCAAGAAGAGGCCAGUGCCAUCAAGCGCAUUUAUAGCAGCCUGUGACAACAGGCAAAUGAUCCCAGAAGCUUCCCACUGUUUCAGAAAACAAUCUAGCUUCCACACUUUUAAUUCUGUGGCAAAUUAUUUCAACCCAAGAAUAAGUAGAAAGUGCUGCAUUUCCAGUAGCUAACCUCUUAGAAGUGGCUAACACAUUGCUUCCUUGCCAUAAAAGAAAACUCUGAAAAGUAAAGUUGUAUAUAAGCUGA
Molecule: messenger RNA, 1622 nt
Organism: Suncus etruscus (white-toothed pygmy shrew)
Lineage: Eukaryota; Metazoa; Chordata; Mammalia; Eulipotyphla; Soricidae
Gene: SCG3
Product: secretogranin III
Biological process (GO): protein localization to secretory granule
Cellular component (GO): secretory granule membrane
Source: RefSeq, a predicted model, not a curated record